AAAAAUAUUCGGGCGUAGAUGCUUGGAAGUUUCUCGGUUUCGAGACAACAGUCGAACUGGACUCGAAUCUGGAUCACCUGGCUCAGCGUGCAUGAGAAAACUUUGCCAAAUAACUCAUCAGAAGAUCGUCCUCCACGGUUGCGGUCUAGUAUAUAAGGGCGACUCGGCGUAAGCGCAGGCUAUCGAAUUAUCCAUCAUGCCCCUUGCACCUGUGGAUAAUAAAGGCACCCAGCUCUACUAUGAAGAUACAGGUGCGGUGGAGGGUGUCUCGUAUACGACCCUCAUCAUAGUGCAUGGCACUGGCAUACACGGUGCUUUCUUUCGUCCCAUGCUUUCUUUCGCAGCGCAGAACAAUCUGCGAGUUGUUUUGGUGAACAGAAGAGACUAUCCUGGUUCGACACCUAUCUCCGACGAGGAACUGGCCACGAUCGGCAAAGGCUCCACACCUGAGGCGCAGUCCGCAUUUAUGACUUCUCGAGGCCUCGAGAUCGUAGAAUUUCUGGCCUGGUUUGUCAAAUCGCAGGACAUCCCGCCGAUCUCUCAUGGAGAUGGGAAAAUGGAAGGGGGCCUGGCCGUCGUGGCGUGGUCUUCGGCGAACGCAACAUUCCUAGCCCUAUUCUCUCACCUCGAUCAGGUAUCGUCUGAAAACAGGGAUUUGCUCGAGUCUUAUUUUAGGACUUAUGUAUUUUAUGACGGCCCACGUUGGGCCAUAGGCUAUCCCCACAUUGAGGGGUUUUCUCGACCUUUUUAUACCGUCACGACCGAACACGAGCGGUUUGAGGUUUUCAAGAGCUGGAUAUCUGCCUACUACCAGCAUCCAAAUAUAGAGGCCCGUUCGCUUGCGGGCCUUACUGAUAAAGCGCUUGUGAAGGAGAAGGUAGCCACAUUCAGCCGCAUGACGCCUGAAGAGAUCGACGCAGUGACGUCCCGGACGGCAUUGUUUCAUUCAGAACCUCUCGUACGCACGAUCGAUCCAGACGUGUUCGGAGCACACAUGCGGAAGGCACUGUUCGACAAGGAAAUGGCCAGGGUAUGGCCGGGAACGCAGGUCAAGUUGCUUCAGUGCAGCGAAAGCUUGUGGGAAACGCUGCAUGUAUUGUGGGAACUGGAAGCUCUGUACGAUGAGAACCGCGCCAAUGGUUCUUCCGGUAGGGCUAUGGAAUUCCACAUGAUGACGGAGGCUAAUCACUGCGCUCAGUGGGAUGAACCGGAACGGUUGACACGUCUUUUGGCAACGAUUGUAUAGGCAUUAGUAUCAGAUAAAAUGCCUAUUUGUCUUGAAUUCCUGCAGUAUGCUUUUCAGCUUGGGUCGGGAGUCAGUAAUGAAAGAAACGCUAGAGGUCACUGCCUCUGAUUCC
Molecule: messenger RNA, 1358 nt
Organism: Heterobasidion irregulare TC 32-1
Lineage: Eukaryota; Fungi; Basidiomycota; Agaricomycetes; Russulales; Bondarzewiaceae
Exons: 5
Coding region: 197-1246 (349 amino acids)
Source: RefSeq, a predicted model, not a curated record